This is a messenger RNA of Selaginella moellendorffii, 2158 nucleotides long. Its product is annotated as putative E3 ubiquitin-protein ligase XBAT34. The record is from RefSeq and is a predicted model, not a curated record. The transcript is spliced from 8 exons. Lineage: Eukaryota; Viridiplantae; Streptophyta; Lycopodiopsida; Selaginellales; Selaginellaceae. The coding region runs from base 123 to 1682 and encodes 519 amino acids. Gene Ontology annotation, molecular function: protein binding.
UGGGUAGGCCGUCUCGUUCCUUCGGUGCCCUGCCCUCGAAAUUUCUUCCUCUAGGUCGGUUCCAUCGGCGCCGAUCAAUUCAAUCGGCUCGAUCGCGUCCCCCGGGCGCCGAAGCAGCAGCAAUGGGCGCGGGCUUUUCCAAGGAGGAGCAGCUGUAUCAAGCCGUCCACAACGGGAACCAUCAGCUUGUGAAAUCUCUCCGGCGCGAUGGAGCGUCUUUGGAGUUUCUGGACAAGGAGGGCAGGACCCCCUUGAUUUUGGCCUGUGCUCGCCAAGAUCUGUUUGACAUGGUCGUCACUUUGCUCAAUCUCGGGGCUAAUAUAAAUGCCUAUAGACCUGGCUCGAAUGGUGGAUUUCCAUUGCAUCAUGCCGCGAAAAGGGGGCUGGAGAGAACUGUGAUUCUGCUCAUAUCCAGAGGAGCUGAUCCUUUAUGCAUCAAUGACGAUGGACAAACUCCUUUGGAUAUGGCCAGACUACGGGGACAUACUUCGAUCGUCCGGAUUAUAGAGGCAAGCGAGCGAGCGAAAAUUCUAUUUAUUUUGACGAGGAAACUUUUUCAGGAUCGGAUAGCUCUGUUUACUGGGAUGAUUCGUGAAGUUUCGGGGCCUGGCUUGCUGGAGGUCUUUGUACCGCAAUGGGUGACCAAGAAAGUGUGGGUUGCCGUUGUCCCAGUUCAAGCUAACCAGAGACAUCCUCCAAGGCACGAGCUCGCUAUUUAUCAGUCUCCCAAGGUUGCGGCGCCGAGAACCGUCAUUUCACUCUGGAAGGCGGAUCUGGAAGAGCCAAAGUGGAACACUGGAGCACCAGUUUUGAUAGUCACAGAAAGAGCUACAAAGAUGAAAUACAAGUUCCUGUCUGAAGCGGACGGUGACACCGCUCAACUGGAGAAACUGUACAGAGCAUGCAGAGGAAUACCUCCGGUGGUUCCUGCAAUGGGAUACCCUGUUCCUCCACUUCCUGACAACCAGGACGACGUUGCACUGGCUAUGGCAUUAGAUGCUUCUCUUCAGUCUGCUGGAGCGAAUGGAGGAUGGGGUGACCAACCCGGCAGUGAAAACUACAACGGAUGGGGAGUUCAACAACAAAAUCAACAACACCACCCCCAACAACAGCAACAGCAGCAACAGCAACAGCAACAGCAGCAGCAACAGAAGCAGCAGCAGCAACAACAACAACACCACCAACAAGAGCAGCAGCAGCAGCAGCCGGCCGGUUCAAAGAAGAAUGACUGUGGAGGCUGGGCAGUCGAUGGCAGCAGCAGCAGUACCAGCAGCUACAAUGGUUGGGGAACUCCAGAGCCGGGGCAAAGCAGCUCAGAAGCUUCAGUGGCCACUCCCGCGGCACCGGAAGAACCUCCAUCCGCUCCACCGCUGCCGGAGGACGACUUUGUUGUCGGUCCGAUCCACUAUCCUUCCAUCGACACUUCUCCAGUGACUAAUCCAGUUCCAGUUUCUAGCGUCGCAAAGGCCUCCACUGCCACUGCUGCCACGCCUGUGGCGGAAACGGAGAAAGCUGGUGGCCAGUGCGUGGUUUGCUGGGACGCUCCAGCACAGGGCGUGUGCAUUCCGUGUGGCCAUCUAGCGGGCUGCAUGGGGUGCUUGCAGGAAAUCAAGAACAAGAAGUGGGGGUGCCCGGUUUGUAGGAGUCCGAUAGAACAGGUGGUGAAGGUAUUCGCGGUAUAGAAAAUAUUAUGGUCAGAGAUUUGUACAGGGGGUGACAGGAUAAAACAGGGAUGGGAGUGAUGACAACGCAGAGGCUUGACUCCCACGAGGAUCUCGAGUCGAGCUUCUGGAUCGAAUAUAUAAGCGCAGGCAGAAAAGGGGUUACUUAGAGUGUGGAAGUAUGAAGGGAGCUUCUGCUCUGGUGGUUUUGGGAGUGGUGGCUUUUGUGGCUCUGGCUAUGGUGGCUUCGUCUUCUCCACUGGGAGCGACUGAGGAAGGCUGUGGUGGCUACAAAGAUCUCAUCAACAAGUGCUACCAGAUCGAGUUUGAUGAGUGCUGCGCCAAGGCCAAGCAGGCGAUGGCGGAGAAAUGCGUGUGUAGUAUCGAUGGCGCCCGCGACGUGCUGCUCGAGGCGUGCGCGUUUGAUCCAACAGAUGCCAAGAGCUGUCCUGCUUUAGCAGCUUUUUAAUUAAUCUACGAAACAUUGUUGUUGGUUU